Etheostoma cragini (Arkansas darter) is the source of this 2268-nucleotide messenger RNA. It is a transcript of the gene znf207b, whose product is annotated as zinc finger protein 207, b. NCBI's taxonomy places the organism in Eukaryota, Metazoa, Chordata, Actinopteri, Perciformes, Percidae. The transcript has 11 exons. Gene Ontology annotation, cellular component: nucleus. The record is from RefSeq and is a predicted model, not a curated record. The coding region runs from base 208 to 1638 and encodes 476 amino acids.
UUGUGAUAAUAUGAAAUUUUAAUCCAUGGGGCGUGUCUAUGACGUGCGCCUAUUUGCUGUUAUCGCGAGACUACUGUCUCUCCACCACAACUUCCUCCAGCAAAGCGCCAUUUUCGGCGUCGUUACGGGACUACAGCAUGCUGUUGUCAAACAGAUAAUAAGGCUAGUAUUUAACGUUGUAAGGCCUCUUUUUCAGCGUUCAUAAAAAUGGGACGAAAGAAGAAGAAGCAGAUGAAGCCAUGGUGCUGGUACUGUAAUCGAGACUUUGAUGAUGAAAAGAUCCUCAUUCAGCAUCAGAAGGCGAAGCAUUUUAAAUGUCAUAUCUGCCACAAGAAGUUGUACACAGGCCCAGGCUUGGCUAUCCAUUGCAUGCAGGUACACAAAGAGACAAUUGACAGUGUACCUAAUGCAAUUCCUGGAAGAACAGACAUUGAGCUGGAGAUCUACGGUAUGGAGGGGAUUCCAGAGAAAGACAUGCAGGAAAGAAGACGAACGUUAGAACAGAAAUCACAAGAGAGUCAAAAGAAGAAGUCUAACAAUCAGGAUGAUUCGGAUGAGGACGAUGACGAUGAUGAUGAAGCAGGACCAUCAGUUCAGCAGGUUUCUGCUGUCCAGCCCCAGGCAGGCUACGCUGCUCCAAUGGCCCAGCUUGGGAUGCCUCCUGUGGCCGGCGCACCUGGGAUGCACCCUGGAGGAUAUCAAGGAAUGCCUCCCAUGAUGCCGGGUGUUCCUCCAAUGAUGCACGGCAUGCCCCCUGCCAUGCACGGCAUGCCACCAGGCAUGAUGCCAAUGGGUGGAAUGAUGCCUCCCAUGAUGCCAGGGAUGCCCGGUAUGCCCCACGGAAUGCCACAUCACAUGGCUCCAAGGCCAGGCAUGCCUCAUAUGGCCCCAUCCGCUGCAGCAGGAGCGAUACCCAGUCGACCAGCAGUACCAGUGGCUCAGCCCGCCGUCACCAAGCCUCUCUUCCCCAGUGCAGCACAGAUGGGCGCUGGUGGUCACAGCAGCACAGCAGCUGUUUCCUCUCCGCCUGCAGACCUUCAGUCUGCCUCCUCUCAGCCUCCCUUUCCUAACACGCCACAAGCCCAGCAGAGCACUUCAGGAGCUGCAGCUUCAAACUCCCACAGUACAGCCGCCUCCUCUGACCCUCCCAAAGCAACAUUCCCUGCCUACACCCAGCCCUCUGUCUCUUCUUGCUCUUCCACUUCUUCUUCUAACCCCUCUAGCAGCACUGUGGCUAAACCCCCAGCCACAGUGCCCUCCAAGCCCGCCACCCUCACCACCACGAGUGCAACUAGUAAGUUGAUCCAUCCUGAUGAGGAUAUCUCACUGGAAGAGAUGAGGGCCCAAUUGCCCCGUUACCAGCGUCUUACACCCAGGCCCGGUCAGGCCCACGUGGCUGCUCCCCCAGUGGCGUCUGUGGGCAGCAUAAUGCCUCCACAGCAAGGCAUGCCACCACAGCAGCCUGGCAUGAGGCAUCCCAUGCAUGGUCAGUAUGGUGCUCCUCCUCAGGGCAUGCCAAGUUACAUGCCUGGAGGGAUGCCUCCAUAUGGGCAGGGUCCUCCUAUGGUUCCCUCUUACCAGGGAGGCCCUCCCAUGGGCAUGAGGCCGCCCGUCAUGUCUCCGGCUGGACGCUACUGAAGCACCAAAGCAGCCACCACAUUAGGUUUGAGGUUAACACCUUUCUCUCAUCCUUGUGCUUUUUCAAACCUAGCUGCAAGCAAAGAGCAGUAAGACCAGUGGUGGUGAAGACAAACAUUAUUUGUUAGAACACAUGGACAUUUAAUGUAACAUCUUUAUUGGAACCAACCACCACACAUGUUCCUGAAAGCUAUUUGUUGUCAUUUGAUUACAUGUGAGGAUAUAUUUUUCCCCUAUAGGUUUCACUCAGGUUUAUAGAAGUGAAGUGUGUUAAAAUGAUUCAUAUUUCUUUUGAAGCUGCUGGAGUUACAUGAACGUACCAACUCCUUACAAAGGCAAGUUUCUCUUGUAAACAUUUUUUUAUUUUUGUUUAUUUUUUUGGUAGAUUGAUUGAGGCCCUCACAGCAUGCUUAGGUGCUGUUGGACUUGCGUCCCCAACCUUGGUUGGUGAGGGUCUCAGUGACAAAGAUGAUUCCAACUCAGUAGUGUUAAAAUUCACGACUCAUCAGUCUCUAGCUUUAUCCUUUAAUUCAGGUUUGUUUUUAAUAUAUCCUGAUCAAAAGGGUACCUGUAUGCAUCCUUUGUAAUGUUUUAUGAAUCUGUUGUAAUAAAAUUCAUCUUGAAAUCCAA